CUCAUCCUCAUCUUGUAUGCUGUGCUGACAGAAGGCUUAAAUUCUAGCUUUCUGUAAAGAACAAAAGGCAGUGCAAGAGGUGGCCAUGCAAACACUUAAGAACUUGCUCUUUGUAAGCAUCUUCAUCCUUUGGGUAGAGCUGCCACCUGCAAUAUUGUAUGGGAAAAUAAGCAAACCUGGUUUCUGCCCAAUAGAUCUUUGCCGCUGUACCGGACCUCAACCAGAUCGAUGCAAGAAUGAUUAUUCCUGUGGAGGAAAGAAGAAAUGUUGUAUGUUUUGCUGCGCAAUGCAAUGCAAGGAACCAGUAAAAGUGAGACCAGGACAGUGCCCCCCUAAUGAGAUUGUAUGUGUCAAAGCUGAAAAAGAUGAGUGCCAAUAUGACAUUAAUUGUCCUAGUCCACAAAAGUGCUGUUAUAAUUUUUGUGCUAAUCGUUGUGUGAAUCCUGUGUAAAGGUAAAUGGAAUCUAAAACUGGUACAUUUCACUUAA
Messenger RNA from Anolis sagrei ordinatus, 488 nucleotides. The record is from RefSeq and is a predicted model, not a curated record. Lineage: Eukaryota; Metazoa; Chordata; Lepidosauria; Squamata; Anolidae.